CAUGGAAUCAUUGUCGAAUCCAAAUCGGGAGUCAAGACAGGAAUUAAUGAGAAACCGAAAAGGCUGCGCGCAAUGGAAAGAACGAUAAACAAUCUCCAGAAAUCAAUAAAGGGUCGUCUUCCACGACAAGGGCCAAAUAACAAAGAUGGCAUGUUUGUUGGGGACAGAAUCCACGUUGCUAACUUGCUGUUCUCGCUGAUUCAUCAUCCCAUUCCCGUUCCAUCCCACUGUCCGAAAAAAGGGAAAUUUAGAAAAGGGAAGAUCCGUCCUUGCUUUCACACCUCGUACAAAGCCUAUCUCCAUCCUCCGUCCAUAAAAGCCCAUCACCUUAUUCGCUUUGCAUAUCAGACACUACACAGACAUCUCAGAGAGAGAGAGAGAGAGAGAGAGAGCGGGGGGGACAUGAAAAUGGCUUCUAGUCGUGUUUGUUCUAGGAGUGGUUUCUGGGUCGUGUUUCUUGUCCUGUUGGGUUCGAGUUGCUCGGAGGGACAGAUGGUGCCCGCGGUUUUCGUGUUCGGAGACUCGCUCGUGGACGUGGGCAACAACAACUACUUGCCCGUCUCGUUCGCAAAAGCCGACUUCCCGCACAACGGCGUGGAUUGCCCCACCCACAAGCCCACCGGAAGGUUCAGCAACGGCAAGAACGCCGCGGAUUUUCUCGCCGAGAAGUUGGGGUUGCCGACGUCGCCGCCGUAUCUGGCCCUCAUCUCCAACUCCAGCCAGAGCAAUUCUUCGUCGCCCUUCCUCACCGGCGUUAGCUUUGCCUCCGCAGGUGCUGGCAUCUUUGACGGCAUUGACGAGGAAUUUCAUCAAGCGAUUCCUUUGACCAAGCAAGUGGAUUACUUCCUCGCGGUGCACGAUAACCUGGUGCGACACAUGGGAUCGUCUGGUGCCCAGAAGCACGUAGCCAAGUCCCUCUUCGUCAUCGUCAUCGGCAGCAACGACAUCUUCGGCUACUCCAGAUCCUCCGAUACCCGCAAGCAGCACACGCCGCAGCAAUACGUCGACCUCAUGGCUUCUUCGCUGAAGGAUCUGUUAAAGCGUCUCCACAGUUACGAUGCGCGCAAGUUCGCCUUCGCGGGGCUCGGGCCGAUCGGAUGCUGUCCAUCACAGAGGAACCAGAACAAAACGGCCGCAUGCAAGGAGGACACGAAUUCCUGGGCGCGCAUGUAUAACGAAGCGCUCCUGGCAAUGUUGAAGGGAUUGAAGUCCGAACUCGAGGAGAUAAGCUACAGUUACCUGGACACCUACACCGUCCUGCAAAACUUCAUUCAGAAUCCAUCUGCUUAUGGUUUUACAGAGGUGAAAGCAGCUUGCUGCGGUCUCGGUACCCUGAACGCAAAAGUUGCAUGCUUACCAAUUUCAGAGUACUGCCCCAACCGGCGAGACCAUGUGUUUUGGGAUCGAUACCAUCCCACAGAAGCGGCGGCCCGCAUUAUGAUAGACGAAGUCUUCCAUGGUUCGCCACAGUACGCGUACCCAAUGGACCUCCAGCAACUGGCCGCCGUCCAGGCUUAAGCAAAACAAAUAACACAAAUUCGAAGAAAAAAAAUUUCAGACAGGAAGAUUACAUAGUACAGGUUGUCUAUAUAUCGUCUAAAGCGAUUUGGUGUUUGGGGAUACAUGGGUUAAGGAAAAUCGUUGCUUUUGCAGAUGUCAUUCUGUUGCAGGGCUUUGUAUAUCAGAAGAAAGUGCAUCUUCAGUUAAUAUUGUUAUUUGCGUUAAUCUCAGAGCAACUAUAAAAAUUCCAACAAACGGACGAGAGAUCCAGUCACUAUUUCCUUUCCCUUUUUGGGUAGACAGAAAGUAUUACUAUAAACCGAAGCAUCCAAAAAAGGCUAGAUUUGGGGAAUGCUCCCAGUAACAUUUACACCGGAGGUUCAUAGUAGAAGCGAAAAUUUCCGCAAGGUGAAUGGACAAUGAUCAGUAGAUGGAAGGCCAACUUACACUUACUCAAUGUUCAUGGUCUCUCUACUUAACUUUCGAGAGGGCAGGAGAUGAGAUCUAGCGGACGUCAAGAGGAGACA
Messenger RNA from Rhodamnia argentea, 2027 nucleotides. Its product is annotated as GDSL esterase/lipase At5g55050-like. The record is from RefSeq and is a predicted model, not a curated record. Gene Ontology annotation, molecular function: hydrolase activity, acting on ester bonds. NCBI's taxonomy places the organism in Eukaryota, Viridiplantae, Streptophyta, Magnoliopsida, Myrtales, Myrtaceae. The coding region runs from base 73 to 1518 and encodes 481 amino acids. The transcript is spliced from 5 exons.